AUGGCAGAGGAGUACAAGUAUGAGUUCUUCAACGUCACGUUCCCGGCGGAGUACGUUGCGCAUGUCGAGAUCAAUCGACCGGAGAAGCUGAAUGCUUUCAAGGAGAUCAUGUGGCUGAAUCUCUCCAAGAUCUUCCGCCGCCUCUCGCACGACCCCAACGUCCGCGCCGUGGUCCUCACGGGCGCAGGCCCCCGCGCCUUCACCGCCGGCCUCGACGUGCAAGCCGCAUCCGAAGGCAGCACGCUGGGCCCCGCCGCCGCAGGCACGCCUCGGGACGUCGCGCGGUCCGCUGUCGGAAUCCGGCGGCACGUGCUCGAGUUCCAGGACUGCAUCACGGACGUGGAGAAGUGCGAGAAGCCUGUGAUUGCGGUGCUGCACGGCGUGGCGUUUGGGCUUGCGCUGGAUAUGAGCCUUGCGUGCGACAUUAGGCUCAGUACGAGGGACGCAAGGAUCUCGAUUAAGGAGGUGGAUAUUGGGAUUGCGGCGGAUAUCGGGACGUUGUCGAGGUUGCCGCAUGCGGUGGGCAAUGCGUCGUGGGUUAAGGAGGUGUGCUUGACGGCGAGGAUCUUCGGUGCGGAGGAGGCGCAGCAGGUUGGGCUUGUGUCGGGCGUGUAUAAGGAUAAGGAGGAGGCGGUGGCGAGGGGUCUGGAUAUCGCGAAGCUGAUUGCUACGAAGAGUCCUGUUGCGACGAUGGGCACCAAAGAGAUCUUGAAUUACUCGAGGGAUAGGACUGUCAGUGAUGGGUUGCAGUAUACGGCCAUCUGGAACAGCUCGAUGAUACAGACGCAGGAUGUCAAGGAUGCUAUGUUGAGUGGGCUGCAGAAGACGAAACCUAAGUUCGCGAAGUUGUGA
Aaosphaeria arxii CBS 175.79 is the source of this 852-nucleotide messenger RNA. Its product is annotated as delta-delta-dienoyl-CoA isomeras-like protein. Bases 1 to 852 code for a protein of 283 amino acids. Gene Ontology annotation, cellular component: mitochondrion. The transcript has 2 exons. Gene Ontology annotation, molecular function: delta(3,5)-delta(2,4)-dienoyl-CoA isomerase activity. The record is from RefSeq and is a predicted model, not a curated record. NCBI's taxonomy places the organism in Eukaryota, Fungi, Ascomycota, Dothideomycetes, Pleosporales.